AACUCCUAGUCCUGGACUACUAUACUUGGCUGCCACUCACCAUCGCCGUUGCCGCCCGAGCACCCGCCGCCGCCGCCGCAUUCUCCCGCCGGAGAAGCCCCAGCUCCCAGCCCUUCUCGACUCUGCUGUCCAGGAACGUCGUCGCUGGCCCGUGCACUGCCACUCCGAGGCCGGCGUCCUCUCUCGUUCGUUCUCGCAGGUUUCAAAUCAUGAUGUCUGCAGCUGCAGAGCAGGUUGCUGGUGGUUUCUCAUCAGCAGUUAUCCAGCGUGCUGUUGACAAGGUGAUUGACUUCCUCGAGAGCAACUAUAAUCUGAGCCAUGCUACUGAAGAACUUUUGACCAAACUCCACACAAGCCUCACCAUGGUGAGGGCCAUAACCGAGGUCGCUGAUAACCAGCUUAUUACCAGCACUAGUCUUAACAAGUGGCUAAGGAACCUCCAUGAUGCUGCCUAUGAAGCGGAGGAUGUGCUUGACAGAUUUGAUUGUCAAGACACAGUCCUUGGAAAACGCAAGAUGAGCGAGCUCGUUUCGUCAUCGAUUAGGGCCCUUAAAAGUUUGGUUGUACCUGAUGAGGGCAUGAACAGGCUUGAAUAUGUUGUGCAGAAGCUAGAUCACCUUUGUGCAACCUCCAACACAUUUCUGGAGCUCUUGAGGCAGAGUAGUUCAUCAUCCAUCAAGGAGGGAGCUGGGGGAGAGACUACUUCUCGUGUUCCAGUUGAUGUCAAGCUGUUUGGACGCGAUGAAGUUCUAGAGUUGAUACUGAGAGUUAUUUUAGGUUCAUCUGGCUCUGAGCCAGAAUCCAGCAGCAUAAGAGCAAAACAUGGGGCAAGGUACACCAUUGGUGGUGUUGAUGUCAUCCCAAUUGUUGGUAUGAGCGGGGUUGGGAAGACAACCCUUGCUCAAGUCAUUUACAAUCAUGAAAAUGUGAAGGGUCACUUUGGGCACAGAGCAUGGGUGUAUGUUUCAAAACAUUUCGGAGUGAAAAGGACGUUGCAGGAGAUAUUGUGCUCCAUAAAAGGAAAUGAUUCAUCUUUUGACCGUGCUGAUAGUAUAGAGACAGUUGUCAACAAUAUUCAAAUUGUCAUCCAGCAUGGAAGAUUCUUUCUUGUGCUUGAUAGUGUUUGGGAUGAGAUGUGUGAUCAGUGGAGUAGUUUGCUUACUGCCAUAGCUGGUGAAGUACCGGGAAGUGUAAUUCUUGUCACAACACAAAGCAAAAGGGUUGCAGACACAGUAGCAACAAUGUGUCAAGUUCCACUAGCACCUUUGCCAUGGGAGAGUUUUUGGUCAGCUUUCCAGUAUUAUGCUUUUGGCACCACCGGUCCUGUGGCAGAGAACAAUCAGACUCUUCUGCUAAUUGGUGAGCAAAUAGCAAAAAAACUAGAUGGCUUGCCAUUAGCAGCAAAAGUAAUGGGAAAUCUGUUAAGAUCCAGAUUUACCAUACACCAGUGGAGAAGCAUCCUUGAGAGCGAUUGGUGGGACCUGAGUGAAGUUCUUUGUGAAAUCCUUCCAUACAUGGGAAUUAGUUAUCAAGAUCUACAGCCUAGACAAAGGCAGUGCUUCGCUUUCUGUUCGAUUUUUCCAGGAAAUUACUUGUUUGAUAAAGAUAGAUUGGUCAAUAUGUGGAUUUCUCACGAUUUCAUUGAACAGAGUGAAUCUGGUGGCACUAGAUUAGAGGACAUUGGAGGUAAAUUGUUUGAUGAACUUGUGCAAAGAUCAUUUUUCCAGGCUACAUUUGAUAAAAGGAGGUACACUAUGCACGAUCUAGUACGGGCUCUGGCGAUUGGUGUUUCUUCAUAUGAAUGUUUUCUCCACAAAGAGACCUCACGCAGAGCAUCACCAACUGCUCGCCAUUUGGCUCUGCAAGUUAGUAAUCAACUGCACAUUCAUGAACUCAACAAGUAUAAAAAUCUGCGGACAAUCUUACUGUUUGGUCAUUGUGACAGUACUGAAAUUUGUGAUGUUGUUGACAAUAUGUUAGCCAACUCAAGAAGCAUUCGAGUGUUAGACUUAUCUUAUUUGGAGGUGCUGACAAAUAUGCCUGCCCACAUUUCAUCCUUAAAGAAAUUGAGGUUCUUUGAUCUUUCUUUCACAAGAGUCAAUAAUUUGCGCAACUUCCCUUGUAAUCUUCAUGCUUUAUACCUCCGUGGAUAUACCCGCAAUUCUAUUCCUGAAAGUGUUAAUACACUUGCCAAUUUGCGGCACUUGUAUGUUGACGCUACAGCUCUCUCUUUGAUUCCUGGUAUUGGGCAACUGAGUCAACUUCAAGAAUUGGAGAACUUCAGUGUUGGAAAGAGAAACGGAUUCAUGAUAAAUGAAUUGAAAAACAUGCAAGAGCUAUCUGGGAAAAUUUGCAUAAGCAAUAUCCACGUCAUUAAGAACACACUUGAGGCAGCCGAUGCCAAUAUGAGUGGGAAGAAACACCUUGAAGCCUUGGUGUUGAAGGGGAGAAAUGUAUCCAAAUAUGUACUUGAAGGAUUGCAGCCACACUCAAAUCUUCAAGAGCUCAUGAUCGAAGGUUACAGGGCCACAACUUUACCUAGCUGGAUCUUGCAAGGCCACAUCUUCACAAAACUGCAGUCUAUUCAUGUUGGAAGCUGCCGACUUCUAGCUGUACUUCCGCCAUUUGGAAAAUUCGCUUCACUCAAGCAUCUCACUCUCGAUAACUUGCCAUCGGUGAAGCAUGUUGAUGGAACACAUUUUGGUUGCCUCCCAAAUUUGGAGGACUUAAAAGUUUCUUCGAUGACAUCUUGGAUAGAUUGGUCACAUGCAGAAGAUCAUGGCCCUCUCCUUCCACAUCUCACAAGGUUUGAACUUCACAAUUGUCCUUUACUGGAAAAAGUGCCCAACCUAUCAUCCAUAUCUUCAUUGUCAGAACUUAACAUUUCAGCUUGUGGGAACUUUGCCAAGGCACUGCCACAAUAUGUAGGACUAUUAGCAUGUCUCAAAAAAUUAAGGAUAUCUUACUGUGAUCACCCACUGCUAUUCUCUGGGCAUCAGUUGAAGUCACUGGAUUAUCUACAUCUUCGAAAAUGUGGAUCUCUACGUUUGAUUGAUGGGCUACAAUGUUUUCCCAACCUCAGGGAUAUUGAUGUUCUUGGUUGUCCUGGCAUUCUUACUGAAUUACAAGACCAAUCGGUUAGACAAGAUGAGCAGGAUUUACUUCAUCUUAGCAGUAUAGUUACAGAUAUUAGCUUGCUAAAUAAGAACUUUUUUGUCCCCUCAGUGUGUGCUCUGUGCAUCCUUUAUCUGGAGGCCCUUCAUUUUACCCCAGAGCAGGAGGAGUGGUUUGGACAACUAAUAUCUGUCAAAAAAAUCGAGUUUGCUUACUGCUAUUUUCUGCAACGACUCCCUUCUACACUAAACAGACUUACCUCCUUAAAAGUACUUAGUAUCAGGGAGACAAAACCCCUGUCGCUGGAAGGAGUUGUGCCACAGAACCUCCAAGAAUUGAUUAUGGAUGGCUUCGUCAUGGAAGACAAUUUCAAACCUGGAGGAUCAGAUUGGCUGAACAUCUCUCAUGUUCCAUACAUUCGGCUUAAUGGGAAGACAGUCCAAAACCUGUCAAUUAAUGCUGCUUCAUCGUCUUCAAACCACCAAAUUUGAGUACCAUGUAUCUGUUCCCACUGCUUGCCUCUGCCUCUGUACUACAAAUAAUAUCUCUAGUUCUGGGAAGCAAGGUUGCAGCAUGGUGAGCUAAAGAUCGUUUGCUCCAUGCAUGGCCCGCAGAUAUGGUGCAUGGAUAAACUCUGGCUGGCUGGUGCAGAGUGCACCCAGGAUAGUCAGUAGUUCUUGAGGAAGGGAAGCUCAGGGAGAUCAAGGAGUAGGAGACUGACGGCGCGCGCACAUGAAGGGCUCUCGGACUCUGUUCCGGUCUUCUGUGUUGCUGUUGGGCUCUCGGACUCCGAUCUGGAGGAGACCGUCCUCACCAAGGAUAUGCGCGGCGGGAUGUUUGAUCCGGAUGGCGCUGCUGACGGUGGACGAUGCCUGGAGCAGCACGACCGCUCAGGGGAGGUAAACAACAUGUUGUACAGGAAGAAAGAGGGAGGAUUCAGAUUUGGCCAUGUCGGCAAGGCGACCAUGGCUAAAUACAACACGGACGCACGCCUAGCCGCCGCCUCCAAGAACCCCAGCUUUCUGCCUCCCACCGGCGCCGGCACCGGUCCAUCCCGUCUCCGGUGGCCGUAUGGCCAUGAAGGCGGAGUGGAUCUCGGCCCUUGCCGGUGGGAGGGCUCCGUUUUUAGAUCUUUUUUCGAGCUUUGUGAGGGUUUGUGUCCUGCUCAGGAAGGCGAGACGGUGGCGGCUCCCUGAAGAUGGAAUAAAUGUCUCUCCCCCUAGCCCCCGUUCCGGUGAUGCGUCUUGCAUCGUCGGUGGGCGUGUAGAGUUGUGUCUCCGGCGGAUCUGUCUUUGGUGGAUUUGCUCAGAUCUGUUCGUCGUUCGUCUUCGUUCGUUUUCAGGUUGAAUCCUUUUGAUCUACACUCUUCAUCCGCGGCGGUUGCUGUUCUGGUGUGUUGGUUCUACCGGGCCUUAGCACGACGACUUCCCGACUGUCUACUACAACAAAGUUUGCCCGGCUCCGGCGAGGGAGGGGCGAUGACAGCGGCGCGCCUUCGGCUCGCUUCAGUCCUUAUAGUCGUCACUAGGUGGUCUACGGAUCUGGAUGUAAUUUUUAGUAUUUCUAGUUUUCGUUGUACUACUAUGAUUGAAGAUGAAUAGAUUGGAUUUUUUUUUUUUAAAAAAAGGCGACCAUGGCUCUUCGCGCUGUCCUUGAUGUGUUGAGACGACCUGGUCGGCAAACCGCCGCGUGCUGUGUAGGUGACUACUAGCCGAUUAGCAGUUUUGUUGUGUUCCCACACAUAUAUAGCUCUUGUUACAUCCCUACUA
Messenger RNA from Triticum dicoccoides, 4883 nucleotides. RefSeq names its product putative disease resistance protein RGA3. Gene Ontology annotation, molecular function: ADP binding. Lineage: Eukaryota; Viridiplantae; Streptophyta; Magnoliopsida; Poales; Poaceae. The coding region runs from base 210 to 3605 and encodes 1131 amino acids. The transcript has 5 exons. The record is from RefSeq and is a predicted model, not a curated record.